AUGACUAGGAAGAAGGUGAAACUUGGCUUUAUCUGUGAUGAUUCAGCAAGGAAGGCAACCUAUAAGAAAAGAAAGAAGGGCAUUAUGAAGAAGGUGAGUGAACUCACCAUUCUUUGUGGUAUUCCAGCAUGUGCCAUAAUUUCAAAUCCUUUUGAUUCUAAAACAGAGGUGUGGCCAGAUAUAGCAGAAGCCAAGCAGAUUAUUGAGAGGUAUCAAAAUUCAUCUGUGAUUGAUGGGGCAAAAAAUGUGAACCAAGAGAGCUUCCUUUUGCAGAGGAUUACUAAAGCUAGGGAGCAACUUCGAAAGCAAAAACACGACAAUCAUGAGAAGGAGCUGACCGUUCGUAUGAUUGGGUACAUGAAAAACAAACAGUUGCCUGAUGAUUUAUCUGUUUCAGAUUUGAAACAAUUUGAUAAGCUAAUUGACAAAAAUCUGAAAGACCUUGAUAACAAAAUUGUUGAGCUCAAUUCAUUUGAUUAAUGUUGUCUUAAAUUUUAUGUUGUUGAGCUAUUGUUAGUUAGGUGU
This is a messenger RNA of Trifolium pratense (red clover), 525 nucleotides long. RefSeq names its product agamous-like MADS-box protein AGL80. The transcript has a single exon. Bases 1 to 480 code for a protein of 159 amino acids. Lineage: Eukaryota; Viridiplantae; Streptophyta; Magnoliopsida; Fabales; Fabaceae. Gene Ontology annotation, molecular function: DNA-binding transcription factor activity, RNA polymerase II-specific; RNA polymerase II cis-regulatory region sequence-specific DNA binding; protein dimerization activity. The record is from RefSeq and is a predicted model, not a curated record. Gene Ontology annotation, biological process: regulation of transcription by RNA polymerase II.